AUGACAACACCUCUCCCCCAGGAACCUAUCUGCCUCCUCCGCCGCCUCAAAGACCUCGUCACCCUCUCAACCGCCUCCGGCCCCUCCAAGAAAUCAUACCCUUCCAUCAAGAGCAUCCCGCGCACAUCCCCCUCCCGCCUCGCAGCAGCAGCAACCGACGAUGCAUCAUCAUCCGCCGCCGCAGCAGAACAGCAAUCCGUCCUCUAUCUAGCCUAUGGCUCCAACCUAAGCGCAGAAACCUUCCUCGGCGCCCGCGGCAUCCGCCCACUCUCCCAAGUAAACGUCUCCGCGCCCGGUCUAUCCCUCGUCUUCGACCUCCCCGGCCUCCCCUACACGGAACCCUGCUUCGCCAACUCGGCGCCCCGAAAGAUCCCCAAACUCCCGGACCCGAGCGAUCCACCAAAGUUCCCGCCUGUGCCGCCCCUACCGCCUCCAGCCGAGUCGGAGCAGACGAACAAGGGUACGAGCACGAUACCGACAACACCAGACCUGGGCUGGGACAAAGGCCUCUUUGGCGUAGUCUACGAAGUAACACCCCAAGACUACGCCACAAUCGUCGCAACAGAAGGAGGCGGCUCUUCCUACAAGGACAUCCUCACCCCCUGCAUCCCGCUCCCGCCCCGCGUUUCCGUCCCCGAGAAGCCGCCCAUCGAUAUCCCGCGCCCGUUCUUCGCGCACACCCUCUUCUCCCCGUCCAUCCCGGAUGCCGAACCAGAGGAACCUGACACCACCUCCUCUUCCAACUACAACAACGACGACGACGACGACGACACACCAACACCCCCAACAGACCCCCGCAAAAAAUGGUACUACCGUUUCCUCCGCCCAACCCGCCGUCCCGACCCAGCUUACGCGCAACCCUCCCCCCGCUACCUCAACCUCAUCACCUCCGGCGCGGCAGAGCACGAGCUCCCCGACGACUACCAGCGCUGGCUGAACUCCCUCGUGCCCUACACGCCCACCUCGCGUCGGCAGAAACUCGCGCAGUGGCUGCUGAAGGCGCUCUUCCUCCCCGUUUUGUUGGUGUUCUUUGCGCUGAACAAGAAGGUGGCAAAUAAGGAGGGGAAAGUACCUGUCUGGUUGGGCGUUACGUUGGGGGUGGUGUUUAAUUUGCUUUGGAUGGUAUAUGAUGCUGUCUUGAGGCCUGUUUUUGGGGAUGGGGAAAGGACGCAGGAGGAGGAUGGGGACGGGGGUGUAUAUGGGAUUCACGUGUGGUAUACGUUGUAG
Molecule: messenger RNA, 1227 nt
Organism: Colletotrichum godetiae
Lineage: Eukaryota; Fungi; Ascomycota; Sordariomycetes; Glomerellales; Glomerellaceae
Exons: 2
Coding region: 1-1227 (408 amino acids)
Molecular function (GO): gamma-glutamylcyclotransferase activity
Source: RefSeq, a predicted model, not a curated record